AUGCAGCUGAGAUGUGAGUUUUUUGCUCGGAAAACCCAGAAUAUAGACCAGGCCAUACAGUCUGGAGAUGUGAAUGGGACCAUACAAUACUGUGCAAAAAAACAGUGUUGUGUGGGCAUCUUUGAGCUAAUUGAUGGUCACUUCAGACCUGAUCUGCUUGGAUGCAGCCUGUUUGAGACACCCUGUCCUGACACCACAUGUUCGGCAUCUACACAUGUUGAUAACUACAAAAAAUGUCUGUGCAGCUCAGACUUUUGCAACACUAACAUUACGUGGAGCUCCGAGACGAAGCAGUCACAACCGCCCAACCCUCUGAGUAAUGGCAAAGUUGGGUUGAGUGACACUGCAGUUAUCCUCUUCAUCAUCCUCGGCAUCUGGAUGAUCUUGGUUUUGCUUGUUAUGGGAUACAAGCUGAUGCCUCAUCUGAGGCGAUGUGGAGAGAAGGCAGCUUCUUCAAAUAAAGGAUGGACCUCUCAAUGUUCCGGUUAUAUCUCAGCAAUGUCAGACAUUGAUAUGGAAAACAUGAAGUUACAAAAGGUUGUAGCUUGUGGGCGUUACGGCAUCGUGUGGCAAGGAAGUUACCAGGGAAAUGUGGUUGCCUUUAAACUUUUUCCUGUGAAAAACCAUCAUGAGUUCACCAGAGAGAGAGCGAUAUAUGCACUUCCUCUCAUGCUGCAUGCUGGGAUUGCGCACUGUCUUGGUGCAGGAAGAGCAGCGAGUGGGGAACCUGUGCUAGUGUUGAAGCUGGCUUCACAUGGUUCACUAAAUUCUUACCUGUCCAAAACUAUAAUUACCUGGAGGGAUGCUGUGAGACUCUCAAAGUCUUUGGCGGAAGGACUUGCCUAUCUUCAUUCUGACUUGUAUUCUAAUGGGGUGCACAAACCAGCGGUGGCUCACAGAGACCUCAGCAGCAGCAAUGUGCUGGUGCACGCUGAUGGCAUGUGUUCCCUGUGUGACUUCAACUGUGCCACCGUCCUGCGCUCCUGCGGUGGCCUCGGACAGUGGCAGUGCCAGUCCAGCACCUCUCAGGACCCCGUUCAAUUGGGGACUCUGUGCUACAUGUCUCCAGAGAUCCUGGACCGAUCUGUGGAUCUGAGUAGUGGCUACUGCCUGCUUCAGGGAGAUGUGUAUGCCCUGGGACUGUUGCUGUGGGAGAUGUGGAUGCGCUGCUCAGACCUGUUUCUUGACCUAGCCGUUCCGGAGCACCAACUGCCUUAUGAAGCAGAGCUAGGACCCAAACCCACUCUGGAGCAGUUGUUUGUCUUUGUGUCUGAGACGAGAGGGAGACCUGUUAUUCCAUCAACUUGGUCUAAAGUUCCUCAGACCAAUAACUUUUCCUUGCAAGAAAUACUGGAGGACUGCUGGGACCAUGACCCUGAUGCUCGACUGACUGCACACUGUGCUGCCAUCAGAAUGGCCUCCUUACCUACUGAAUACUCCCUCUAGUGGGGGGAACAUUUCUCAGGCAUAUUACUACUGGAUCAUAACUUGAUCUCUAUACCCUGAAUUGCCAGUGAACUGUUUACUACCAUAGGCAAUAAUGUGUGUGUCUGUCCGAUCCGGUGUAGGUUGCUUGUUAAUGUCGGAUGGCUGCCGGUUGUCGUUUUCCCGGUAUUCCUGUUUUUAGACCCUUGUAGUUCCGCCAUGCUCCACCAGAGGCGUUUCCCCAUUGAAAUGAAUGGGGGACUGUUCAGGCGUUUACAUCACUGCCUCCUGGUGAGCAAGCCCACUCUUGCAGCUCCUCCACAGAGAUGCACAUUUCUAGUUUCAACAAGUCUCUUGACCAUAUAGCUAUCAUGAAACCACUGGCAUUAGAUUAAAUGUUUUACGAUAGUAGUUUAUAUCUUCCAUACAUUAUUUUACAUUGCACUGAAAACACUUGUGUAACUCGUUAAACUGCGUAUGUUAAGUUAACCAGAUAUAUGCAAAUAUAGAGAGUUUUGAGGAGGAGGAGAUCCAAAAUCCCUCUCAAACCUCUAUAAUGGCCCACAGCCAUAACAUGUUAUUAUGAAGUAAGGAUAACAACUAAUAACCUCAUAAACAGCUCAAUAACCUCAUAAAAUAAAAUCUCUGUUGAUCCUGCAUUUUCUCCUUCAGACGACGUGAAGGUGAAUAUGAUGUGCUUCCUGCUGCUUUUCCUUCAGCUGAUGAAGACUUACUUUUUAAGUAGUAAAAGAAAUUCACACAAAUCCCUUAACCAAUCAUACCACUGGAAAGCUUAUGACUUGACUUUUAUGAGGAAGUUUUCAAUGACCAAAUUAGUUGAGUCAUGGCGGAGUUAUUUGACUAACAGAUAGGCCUAACAGCUGUAGCCUAAGCUAACCAGCCAUUUCUCUCAGGGACCAGAGGAGAUCACUCUUAUGACGUCAACUGACUCGUUUGGGGGGAGGGAGAGUUUUAAGUGAGUGCUGAAAAUAACAAACUUUUUCAUCUUAUUUUCUGCCUUUAGGUAUUGACAAACAUUCAAAACAAUACAUCAACUUGUCAAACGUGUAUUUCCCCUAUAUAAUUUGUGUUAAUUAUAAUUACAAAUUUAACUUGACAUCUGGGCUUUAACACAUAUUGCCCUGAGCUUUUGGGAGUGUUCGGGAUAUACAGUGGCCAUUAUUUCCACGAGUAGCCUGCCAUUUACAACUACAGAUCAACAAUGACUGGUCUCUCAUAUGCUCUGUCUUUUUUUCUUUUUACACUUUCACAAUGUAAUUUUGCUAUAGUUAAGCAGACCAGUUGAAGCUGGUUAUUGUGGUGUAGUUGUCUGUUCAUGGU
Molecule: messenger RNA, 2766 nt
Organism: Sardina pilchardus (European sardine)
Lineage: Eukaryota; Metazoa; Chordata; Actinopteri; Clupeiformes; Clupeidae
Product: anti-Muellerian hormone type-2 receptor-like
Exons: 10
Coding region: 1-1446 (481 amino acids)
Biological process (GO): protein phosphorylation; cellular response to growth factor stimulus; BMP signaling pathway
Cellular component (GO): signaling receptor complex; plasma membrane
Molecular function (GO): ATP binding; transforming growth factor beta receptor activity
Source: RefSeq, a predicted model, not a curated record